Molecule: messenger RNA, 834 nt
Organism: Thlaspi arvense
Lineage: Eukaryota; Viridiplantae; Streptophyta; Magnoliopsida; Brassicales; Brassicaceae
Source: the annotation of a GenBank genome assembly
AUGUCGACAGCUUUAUUCUUUUCCUCAGGAAUAUCCACAGAUCUCCGCCUCCAUCAUAGAGCUCUGAAUCUCUCCAGAACCUACAAAUCAGGUUUAAGCAAUCGAAAGGUGUGUUUUUUGAACAAGAAACUCACCUGCAGUUUAUCAUCGAGCACAGAGAAUGUAGCUCCUAAGGAUGAUGAAAGAGAAAAGGAUAGAGCUUUGGUGAAGAUGUGCGGUAUCACAUCAGCCCGAGAUGCUGCUAUGGCAGUUGAAGCUGGUGCUGAUUUCAUCGGGAUGAUUAUUUGGCCCCAUUCAAAACGAUCCAUUUCUCUCUCUGUUGCAAAGGAUAUCUCCAAAGUGGCGAGAGAAGGUGGGGCCAAACCUGUUGGUGUUUUUGUUGAGGAUGAUGAGAGCACGAUACUGAGAGCAGCUGAUGCCUCUGACCUUGAGCUUGUGCAGCUUCAUGGUAAUGGUUCGCGUGCUGCCUUUUCGGGAUUAGUACGGGAAAGGAGAGUCAUAUAUGUCCUUAAUGCAAGUGAGGAUGGAAAGCUCCUGAAUGAAGUUCCUGAACAGGAUACUCCUCAUCUCGCUGAUUGGAUUCUUGUGGAUAGUGCAACUGGUGGGAGUGGAAAAGGAUUUAACUGGGCUCAGUUCAAGUUACCCUCCAUCAGAAGCAGCAAUGGGUGGCUCUUAGCUGGAGGAAUCAAUCCGGAAAAUGUUUCAGAAGCUCUUUCUCUCCUUCAACCUGAUGGAAUUGAUGUUAGCAGCGGUAUUUGCGGUACAGAUGGCAUCCAGAAGGAUCAGUCUAAGAUAAGUUCCUUCAUUACUGCAGUUCGCUCUGUACAGUAUUAA